Messenger RNA from Saccostrea cuccullata (small rock oyster), 1821 nucleotides. RefSeq lists its product as uncharacterized. The coding region runs from base 29 to 1594 and encodes 521 amino acids. The record is from RefSeq and is a predicted model, not a curated record. The transcript has 8 exons. Gene Ontology annotation, biological process: ribosomal large subunit export from nucleus; ribosomal large subunit assembly. Gene Ontology annotation, cellular component: preribosome, large subunit precursor; nucleus. NCBI's taxonomy places the organism in Eukaryota, Metazoa, Mollusca, Bivalvia, Ostreida, Ostreidae.
UGAAGGUCUGCUGUCAGGAUAUGAGGAGAUGGAUUGUUACAUCAGGUUCUGGAACUCCCAUGGUCACCCACCUCCUUACAGAACCCAGAGUGAGGCUGAGAAUUGUUUGACCCUGAGUGACCUCUGUAAACUGUCUGACAUCCAUAGAGAGGCUGCUGACCUCAUUAUGGAGUAUAAAGCCCAGUUACAUAUAGGCAGGAGGAUUGAACUUGUUUCAUUAAUAAUGAAUGCACUCCCUGAAGUAAAAGCUGGAAAUGCUCUUGACAAUAACACAGAGACCAUUAGAAAGGUUAGACAACUCCUGCAGCAAUAUAACCUAACACAAGAGGAAAUGAAGCCAGUUAACAAUGCAAUGGAAACGGACCAAUCAGAAUACAACAAUACUUUGUCACAAUGCAGCCAAUCAACAUCUGGGAAUCAUGUUGACCUUUGGCCUCUACAUGAUCAAAUGUUUGUUCUCUCUGAGCUGAAGUUAGUCAAUAAAAUGUUGACAUCAUCAGAAUGUACUGCUUCACCAGAGGUCGGGGCAUUAGUUAACUAUGGAAUCCAGUUUACACCUGUGUCACCGAUAGUUUUAACAAAACUGAAAGCAAAGUGUGAAGACAAAAGUCAGGAAGCUGUGAGUAACACUUUGUGUGAGAUACUCUGUGAUAUGUACCAACAACUGUGGACCAACACGUCAGCUACAGGACUAAACUGGUGGUUAAACUGGUAUCCAUCCCUUGAGAGCAUGGCAUCAAGUGUUGAUAGGACCAAAGAAAGUUUGGGCCCAAAAAGUCUUUACAAGGCAGUAUUAAGUAAGACUGCCUACCACCUGAUGUGUGGAAAAUCUGAGGAAACACAAAGGUCAUCACAGGACAGACAUCUUACUGUUGAUGUACCUCUGAGAGACUUAAAAUCAAGGCUACACAAACUACAGAUCCUGUCACAGCACAUCUGGUCUCAAGGCUCAAUGCUCUGUAAAGGGAAUCUUCAGACUAGGAUACUUUUGAGACAGCACAUCGUCCAAGUGUUUGUAUCAAUACUUCACUCCACUGUGGCAAUGUUUAAAUCCAAGGAAGCAGAGGACAAAUACAAACAGAGUGUGUCUGAGUUCAUCAACUGCCUCCAAAACAAAGAUACCUCUCAUUCGAACAGUGAGCAAAUAAUCCAAACCAUAACAAACCUCCUGAAUGGAGUUAUGGGGCCUGAUCUAUUUAUAGUAAGGGAGUGUUUGAGUGGAAUACUUGCCGUUUCUGAUGAUGAGGCUGAUAUGAGAACAGUAGGAAGACAGUGGGUGUAUGUAGGUCUACUGGGCAUGCUCCUCCACAAACCAAGGUCACCUGUUGAUCCAGUGGUUAAGACACAGAUCAAACUACAGCUAAAACAAAGGGAGCUGGAGGAGAUCAAUACAGAUAUUGAAGUCAAGACCAUCCAUCACAGACAAAUGACGGGUCUACAUCUGCUGGACACGCCCUCCCACCUACAACAUCCUUUGAUCCUCCACUUGAUCUACAGGAGGGAGAAGUUACAGAGACAGAUAGAGGCUUUACAGUCCCAGCAUGCCUACAGACCAAGCACCUGUCAGAAGGGAGCAAGGAGAUUUUUGAUGUAGAUUAUGGGACCCUUGAGAAUCUGAUGAUUGAUGUAAUACAGACAGAUAAAAUCCUACAGCAAUUCAGCCACCUUGGUAAAGACAUGGAUUUCCAGGAUAUAAUUAAGGUAAUGGAUAAGAUCUGCUGGGUUGCUAGGAUGAGGGAGUCCUUGGUUACCUACACACAGGAUCAUGACCUUAACAAGGUCAUUCUGUUUUACUCCUGGGUCAAGGACAAACUACUGCCU